Symbiodinium sp. CCMP2592 is the source of this 1590-nucleotide messenger RNA. Lineage: Eukaryota; Dinophyceae; Suessiales; Symbiodiniaceae. The record is from the annotation of a GenBank genome assembly.
AUGUCCUCGGACCCGUACUGCGUCUGUGCAGUGCAGGGCAGGGGAAGUUCGACGUUCAAAACACCAACCGUCGCCAACGACUUGAGCCCUAGAUGGGACGUUUGCGCUCGCAUCACCGAUUUUCACUACGGUGACUCCUUGGGUUUCACCGUGUGGGACAAGGAUUUUGGGAAAGCCGAUGAUGCGCUGGGACAGGUAUCUUUGCCUUCUGAGAAAAUUAUACCGUAUGGAUUUGAUGAGUGGCUCGUGUUGGACGGAGCAGGAACGAAAGGUGUUGUCUCUUCGGCAGACGACAUCUCCAGCAUCAGAGUUACCGUUAAAGUGUUGAGAAAGUUCCCUCAGGAGCAGACGAGACACGAGGAGCCUGUGGUGCAGCCCGUUAGAAAUUCCUCGAAAGAGGGCUCGCGCAGUCCUGGUCUUCACUCUCCGUAUUCGGCGAACCUCGAGAAGAAUGGACACGAAGAAGCAGGUCAAGCUUUGAGGGAGGAGGAUUCUUCGAAGGAGAUUGUCGAGCCCGCGCGGACACGACUCCAGCGCCUGCAAGCUUUCUUCAUCUCGGAGAAGUUCGAGCUCUUUCUUGCAGGGCUUCUGUGCCUGAAUAUCUGCAGCAUGGCCCUCGAACUGCAGUAUGAUGGCUGGGAGAUUGGCUAUUUGCUGGACUAUGGGUUCUACCAAAGCUCUAUCCAAGACAGAUUCGCUUGGGGAAAUGACUUCCUUUACUACUUGGAUGUGGUGUUUUCCGUGAUAUUUACGAUCGAUGUCACUCUGCGAAUCUCAAUACUGCAGGGGAUGUUCUGGCGGGGUGGAAUAUCCAAUUACAUUGACUUAUUGGUGGUAGUGCUGUCCUGGGUCGUCUACGUGGUAGCAGAGAACUUCCCCGUCAAGCCAAUGAUUUUGCGCUUGAUCCGCUUUGGCAAGUUGGUGCGUGCGCUGAAGGUAGUGAGGAUCUCCCAGUCGCUGGAGUCCUUGGCGUUUCUCAUGUCUUGCCUGCGAGCCAGCGGGACUGUCCUUGUAUGGACCAUGUCAUUGCUUGCCUGCAUCCAGUGCAUCGCCGCGCUCUUCGCAAGUAACAUGCUUCACUUUUUCCUUGUGGAUGACAACAUCGACGUGGAAGUGCGGAGGGCUGUUUUCCGGUAUUAUGGCACAUUCAGCGGCUCUUUCCUCACAAUGUUCGAAAUUUUGUUUGCAAAUUGGGCUCCUGCAUGUAGGGUGUUGACGGAUAAUGUGACAGAGUGGUGGACACUUUUCUUCUUGCUCUACCGAUGUCUCGUAGGCUUUGCCGUCUUGAACGUGGUGAAUGCAGUGUUUGUCCAAAGCACACUUAAAGUCGCCCACGCAGACGAAGAGCUUCAGUUCGAAGCCAAACAGAAGGCACAGCGGAACCUCAUGAACAAGUUACAGAACAUGUUCCUGGCUUUGGACACCUCAGGUGACGGGCUCCUCAGUUGGGACGAAUUCAACGAGGCGAUCUCCAGUCCAAAGAUGGCAUUCUGGAUGAGCCAGCUUGAGCUUGAAUCUUCAGACCUCAAGAGUUUGUUCACUUUGCUGGAUGGUGGCGAUGGGCUGAUCUCUGUGCCACUGGGAGCAUGA